UUAAGGGCUAGUAGUUAGACACCCUUUAACUUGUUUUUGAACAACUGUAUUGUUUUGUUUAAUAGUGACGAUAAUGUACCUUCUGAUCCUUUUUUUUUGUGAUAUCUGGUCUAUGCUUAAUGUCUUUACGGAGCUACACAGAGCACUUGUUAUGUUGGAGGUUGCAACAGAGGAUGGUUAGAAGUACGCAUGGUCUUGUUGGGAGGAUGGCAGGUUCCCCUCCCUGCUAUGACCUAGGUGUGUGUGUUUUUUUUUGUUUUUGUUUGUUUGUUUUCUUUUUUUAUUAUUUCUGCUGUGUUUACUUGUAUUUCCAUGGGUGGGGUUGUUGGGCGGGAAGGUGCUAUCGGUAGAAAAUGUUCUAGUCAAUACGGGACAAUACACAUAAAUCACUAACAGUAUGGCCUCAGUAGAUGGUGAUGGAAAUAAUGGGGUGAACAGGAGAGGGCUUGUAACUUUUUGCUCUUGGAACGUGAAUGGCAUCAGUGAACCAAUAAAACGUGGUAAGGUGUUGGCAUACCUAAAAUCAUUGAAAUCAGAUGUUAUUUUCUUGCAGGAGACACAUCUUAAAAAUGAUGCACAUUGCAGGAUUAGAGCUAAGUGGAUAGGGCAGGUCUAUCACUCAAGGUUUUCCGCAAAGGCAAGGGGUACAGCAAUAAUUAUUCGUAAAAAUGUGCCAUUCAAACAUAAAUCUACCCUGGCAGAUAAGGAGGGGAGAUAUAUCAUGGUGGUAGGAGAAAUUCAGUCUAUACCAAUCACAUUGCUUAAUGUCUAUGGCCCGAACAGGGAUGACCCAGAGUUCUUUAGAAAAACGUUUAGCUUGAUCCCGGAUAUUUCAACUACAAAUUUGAUACUUGGGGGAGACUUUAAUUUAGUUUUAGAUACCUAUCUGGACAGGUCGUCAGCUCAGAGAAUUGCGCCAUCGAAUGCUUCUAGGUUUCUGAAAUCGUUUAUUGAUAAUUUGGGUCUUGUGAAUGUUUGGAGAACCUUGAAUGCAACCGGAAGAGAAUAUCCCUUUCACUCUGGGGUUCAUAAUACGUACUCCCGUAUAGACUACUUUCUAUUAGAUAGUAAACUGUUACAUGGAGUCCAAAGUAGUAAAUAUAAUAAUAUCCUUAUAUCAGAUCAUAGCCCAGUGUCUAUUUCACUAAAUUUAUUUGAAUCAGGUGGUAAUUAUAAACACUGGCGAUUAGACCCUCAACUUCUUACGAGGAAAACAUUCUGCAAUUAUCUGGAAGAACAGAUCAAGUUGUUUUUUGAGAUGAAUGACAAAGACGAUGUAUCACCUCUUUUAUUGUGGGAGACGUUUAAAGCAUAUGUUAGGGGCUGUGUAAUUUCUUUUCAGUCAUCUGAGAAAAAACGUAAUAACAUGGAACGCAUACAGUUGGAGGUUCAAAUACAAAAACUGGACUCUGAGAAUGCCAGACAACCGUCUGUACAGCUACAUAGUAAAAUAUCAGCUCUGAAGUAUAAACUCAAUAACUUGCUCUCAGAUAAAAUUUCCAGGGCCUUCAUGUAUGUUAAGCAGACCUAUUUUGAAUUUGGUGAUAAGCCACAUAAAUUACUGGCCAGGCAUCUAAGGAAGAGAGAAAGUGAUAGGGCCAUUCAUGCAAUCAGGUCAGACUCGGGGUUGUUGACUAAUUCUUAUAAGGAUAUUAAUGCCGCUUUUAGACAGUUUUAUGAACAGUUAUAUACAUCUCAGUGUAAUGCACCUCCGGAAAUUAUGCAGGAUUUUCUAAGCAAAUGUAACUUGCCUACAUUGGCACAAAAGGACAGGACACUUCUAGAUGCAGACUUAACAUGUCCAGAAUUGAUUAGUACCAUACGCUCCCUGAAAAAUGGGAAGAGCCCAGGACCUGAUGGUUUAUGUAAUGAGUUUUAUAAAAAGUUUAGCAGUUUACUAACCCCAUAUUUGCUAAAAAUGUUUAAUAUGGCCUUGGAAGAUGGUGCACUCCCUCAGACCCUGAAUGAAGCAAAUGUGAUUCUCAUUCCAAAGAAAGGAAAGGACCCAGAAUUGAUACCUUCAAAUAAGGAGCCAUGUAAGGUCUCAACUACAACAAUUUGAGUCUGCAACUCCAGGUAAGCUUGACCAAUGCCUGGUGGAUUGCAUAACAGAAAAGCAUGCUGUUGCUUUUAUAUAUGAGAUAUUACAGUCACUCCGGCAGAAGGAUACAGGUAAAAUAAAAUCAGCUUGGGAAAAGGAAUUAGGGUCAGAAAUUCAUAAUGAUAUGUGGACUAAAGGGCUACGUUAUGUUAAUUCCUGCUCUAUCAACGCCCGACAUAGGUUAAUUCAGUUUAAAAUUUUGCACAGAUUGCACUACUCGAAGACAAGAUUACAUCGGAUAUUUCCUGAAACGUCACCCAUCUGUGAUAAAUGUCAAUGUGCAGAAGCUGAUCUGCUUCACAGUUUUGUAAUGUGUAUCAAAUUACAAAGUUUUGGGGCGUCAGGUUUUUUUUUUUUUCCCCCAAACUUUUUGAUGUGCAGUUAGACCCUGACCCCAUUUUGAUUCUUAUUGGACUAUCGGGACAAUCUAAAAAACUUAAGAGCACACAGAUUUCCCUCCUGUCCUAUGGCCUUAUGUGUGCAAAGAGACUGAUUCUCCUCCUAUGGAAGGGAAAAGAAGUGCCCUCCUUGAAAGUCUGGAUUUCAGUACUGACAGAUACUCUUCAUCUGGAAAGGAUCCGCUACAUUAUAAACGACAAACUGGAGGACUUCGAUCAGAUUUGGAGGCCGCUCAUUGAGCACCUGGAAACUAUGAACAAAUGAGAGCUUUUAUGUGG
Molecule: messenger RNA, 2778 nt
Organism: Oreochromis niloticus (Nile tilapia)
Lineage: Eukaryota; Metazoa; Chordata; Actinopteri; Cichliformes; Cichlidae
Product: LINE-1 retrotransposable element ORF2 protein
Exons: 2
Coding region: 398-2062 (554 amino acids)
Molecular function (GO): catalytic activity
Source: RefSeq, a predicted model, not a curated record